AUGGGCGCUGAUUUUAAUGGCAAGGAUUCUGACGGCUGGUGUGUACUGCACUAUGCUGUUACUGAAGGUGCACCAAAAAUAGUAAAAUAUCUUGUUGAAAAUGGCGCUAAUGUAAAUGGAAGAAAGACAACAGGGUGGACUGUGCUGCACUCUGCUGUUGCUAAAGGUUCUAUGGAAAUAAAGAAAUACCUUGUUAUAAAGGGCGCUGAUGUAAAUGGCAAAAAGACUAGUGGUUGGACUGUGCUGCACUCUUCCGUUGGUAAAGAUACGCUGGAAAUAAUAAAAUAUCUUGUGGAAAAGGGUGCUGAUGUAAACGGCGAGGAUACUGACGGGUUAACCGUGCUGCAUUAUGCUGUUACCAAAGGUACACUGGAAAUAGUACAAUAUCUUGUAGAACUGAAGGGUGCAGAGGUUAAUGGCAAGGAUACUGACAGGUUGACUAUGCUGCACUCUGCUGUUACUAAAGAUGUGCUGGAAACAGUAAAAUAUCUUGUCAAAAAUUGCGCUGAUGUAAAUGGCAUGGAUUCCGACGGGAUAACUGUGCUGCACUCUGCUGUUGCUGAGGGUACACUGGAAAUAGUGGAAUAUCUUGUGGAAAAUGGCGUCGAUAUAAAUGGCAAGAUGACUAACGGAAGGACUGUGCUGCACUUUGCUAUUGCAAAAGGUAUGUUGGAAAUAGUAAAAUAUCUUGGUGAAAAUUGCGCUGAUGUAAAUGGCAAGGAUUCACACGGGAGGACUGUCCUGCAAUCUGCUAUUACUGAGGGUACACUGGAAAUAGUAAAAUAUCUUGUUGAAAAGGAAGCUGAUGUCAAUGGCAAGGGUACUCACGGUUGGACUGUGCUGCACUCUGCUGUUUCGGAAGGUGCACUAGAAAUAGUAAAAUGUCCUGUUGAAAAAGGCGCCGAUGUAAAUAGCAAGAAUGCUAACGGAUGGACUGUGCUGCAUUCUGCUGUUGCUGAAAGUGUGCUCGAAAUAGUGAAAUAUCUUGUUGAAAAAAGUGCUGAUGUAAAUGGUGAAGAUAGUAAGGGGACAACAGUUUUACACGCUGCUGUCAAUACUGGUGGACUAGAAAUGAUCAAGUGGGACAUUUCUUAUUGA
Messenger RNA from Dendronephthya gigantea, 1098 nucleotides. RefSeq names its product putative ankyrin repeat protein RF_0381. NCBI's taxonomy places the organism in Eukaryota, Metazoa, Cnidaria, Anthozoa, Malacalcyonacea, Nephtheidae. The transcript is spliced from 3 exons. The record is from RefSeq and is a predicted model, not a curated record. Gene Ontology annotation, molecular function: protein binding. Bases 1 to 1098 code for a protein of 365 amino acids.